CUUUACUCUCCUUCUACCUUUACCUUUGAUCCAAUCUAACAAAUUUACUUCACUCUUUGACACUUGAUUUGUGGUUGAAUAUAGCAAAGUUUACUACCUUUUCUCGCUUUAUAUUCCUUUCGUUUAGUUAAAGUUACUUGAUCAAUCCAAUUUACAGGAUUCUUGAUUGAAUUCAAUGUUUAUCGUUUCAACUUUAAAUUACUUUCACCAUUGACAUUGUACAUUUUGUAUCAAACAUUGACCAACCAAUCCUUAAACCAUAACCAGUGUCUUCAUCUCAAUUAAUUGUAUGGAUUUAAAUAAACUCAUCUAACCAUCAUUACCAAGCAUCAUUAAGGAUUUAACCCAAAGUUUCAACUUCAGUGUUUCAACCUUUCACUAUUCAAUGUGCUAUAAAACCAUAAUCCCAUGGAUGAUAAAAACACUGUAACAACCUUAAUUGCUUCAGUUGACACAUCAUCUAUCAUAGAGAAUAAAAAAUCAACAAAAGAGUAUUGGGAGAAACGAAUGAUGGCCGAAAUGGGCGAUUCAGCUGUUGUCGUUGAUCAAUUGUUGAUUGACACUGAACUAGUUAAAAUGGCAUCAACACCAAAUGGUAAUAAUAAAUGUAUAAAAAGGUUAAUUUCAUCGAAUCCCAAUUCACCUAAAGGAUCGUCCAGCCCAUCAAUGCAACAAUCUCCUGUAACUGGGCCAACUUCACCUUCCCUUAUGAUGAGCCUAACCUCAUCUCAAGGAGCAACCGAGAAACAGUCCAAUGGUCAAUAUCAUGGUAUCUCAUCAAGUAAACUGGGCUCUGAUGGUGAGAGUGAAGCUUCACCCGAGUGCAGUCUAUCACCGGUUGAGGUUGACUCACUUGAAGGAGGAAGCAGUCGAGACUCGUCAACCUGCGAUCGACGAUCAUCGCCUGAUUAUGUUAACUGUACUCAUGGUGUGGAUGAUGAGGAAGAUGAUGGUGUUGUUGCAGAUCAUGAAGGUUUCCGUGAGUGUGACUCAAGUCCUGAUGCUGGUAUAUCAGGUUGUCGUCCGGUUGGUUAUGAAUCAAACUCGCUGUCUCCUGAAAUGUUAAUGGCCAACAGCAAGACAACCAGUAAAGGUGGCAACAUUAAUCACAGGCGGACUCCUUCAUCAUCAUCAUCAUCAUCGCCAUUACCGUUAUCAUCACCAGUCAUUGGCCAGAAUCCAAAGUCUUGUUUAUCUUCUUCUUGUUCACCAGUUUCAUGUUCAUCUUUACCAUCUCCACCUUGCUUGUCAUCUUCACCUUUACCGCACUCAAAUGAAACCGUUUCAUCUUCAACACCAAAACCAUUAAAGUCGUCGACGUCUCUUGAAAAUGGCCAACACUGUGAACCACAAUCAGAUAACGGUUAUCAUGCAACUGAACCCGAUUCAUUAGAAGAGUUCAUUAAACAUGAAACUGAAUGUGCUCAACAGUCCAACAUUGACCCCAAUUGUGACACUCAUAAAAGUCAACCUGAUGAUUGCCCUUCUCAGCUGAUUAUUGAUUCCCUUACAGACAGUGGUUUAUGUCAAAAUUUAUCAUCAUCAUCAUCAGACGCUUUUGAUGAACCAUCAUUGCCAAAAUCAUCUUUAAAUGAUCAACUCAUUGAAAAUGUAACUUCAUCAUCACUCUCAUCCAUUAGUGAUUAUAAUAAAAUAGAUAGUGGUGUGAAUCAAACUGAUGAUUUACUAUUGAUUGUUGAUUGUCCCAACGAUUCCAAGGGAAACAAUCUGAUGACCAAUUUGGAUUCAUCAUCAUUACCCUUAGCUCCUUCAGGUUUACCCUCGUCUUCAUCUUCUUCUCACAACAUUGUCUCCAACAAUAAUCAAAAUAAAUGUUUCCCAACUCAUUUUUAUGUUAAUAACGCUGAUAAUAAUAAUGAUGAUGAUGAACAUGUUGACGAUGAUUCAGUUGAUAAUGUCACUCAAAAUGAUAAUCAUGAUGUGCACAAUCACCAAAAGAACGAUAUUGAGAUAACUUCCACCAUUGAAGGUUCAGCUUUAGCUAAAGGUAUCAAUUGUGGUGAUGGUAUUGAUCGACCAACUAUUAUUGGACAAUUGGCUAAACCUUCGGACAAUGAAACAAAUGGAUCAAUGUUGAUUAAUGAGGAAAAUAUUAUUGAAUUGAAAUCAUCUUCAACUUCACCCAGAGAUAGUAAACUGUCUCUUGUCAAUGAUCAGCCAGUUUCAAUGUUGGUCAAUUACGAUGAAAGUGAAAGAUUUGAUUAUCAACCUUCACCUUCUGAUGAAGCCAACAACUUGCUGCUAAUUAAAUCUAAUCAACCACUCAACUGUUCAAUUGAAACAUGUUCUAAAUCGUCUUCACCCGCUGCUUCCCCUGCAACCUGUUUACGUCCCUUGGCUGGUAUUGUGGGUAAACAGACUGGUAAAAUUGUACGCCGUGAAUCUUGUGGGAUAAUUAAAUCAUCGGCUGAAUCAAUGAUUGCCGAAGAGAUUCGCCAAUUGAAGGAACGAGAAGAGGAACUUGCUCGAAUGAGAUUGGCAAUGUCUAAACAACAGUCGACCGUCGAGGGUCACCAACAAUUGAAAGGAGGGUCAACUAUGUCACCAUUAUCAGUCUCUUCAAGUUCACUUCAUCUUACCAAUUCUUCAGCUCAUCACCACCAACCUGGACACCAUUCGGUCAACUCUCAUAUUCACCAUCAACUGGGUAAAUCAACACCAUCACAUUGUUCAUCCAUUGAUGGUAAAUCAAGUCCAGCUCUAUCUGAUCUUUCCUCUUGUUCCGUUGGAACCAUUUCCAAUGAUUCAAUUGAUCCAGUCCCAUCCAAGCCAAUUAGUCUGGAAAUAUUGUCAAGCAAAGUUUCCGGAUUGCUCGGUGAAUCUCCAAUUGAACGAGAGAUUCGCAUUUCCCGAGAACGUGAAGCCGAAUUGAAGGCUCAAGUAAACUUGACCCGAUCCAUGUCCAACUCGAUUGUUACCAAUGAUCAACAUUUAUCAACAAUUCAACAGCAAACAACAGUUAACCAAUCCAAAUCAAUGGUCGUUAACCUGACUGGCAAAGAAGGCCUUACCAAUGGUAAUCCUGGUGCAGUAAAUGGUGAUCCUAUUGCACCGUCUAAUGGUCCACUGAGUAAAUCAUUGUCAGUAGAUGAAACAAUUGUUACCUCAGCAGGAACCAAGUUGCCCGUUUUCAAGCAAAACAGUUGUGGUGCGGCAAAUGCGGCUGAUAUCCAGAAACUUUUGGCAACCACUCGAAUUCAGCAGGAAAUUGAAGAGCAAACCCAACGCGAAUUGGCUCUAAAAGCAACCGGAUCAAUUAAAACAAUCUCACAAGAAAGGACUGAUAUUGAAAAGGCUGGGUCAACUUACUCAUCCAUUACUCAAAUCAAUACAGCUUCAAAAGCAGCAACAACUUUAACAAGUAAACCAGAGGAACUUCAAACUGCCAAAGCCAUUGAAACUCCUUCAUUAUCAGGUCAUAAUGGAUUAUCAGGGAAUGUUUCAAACUCUAUUGGAUCAUCAUUUUCAUCUUCACUGGUUAACCAGUCUAAUCAAGUGAACCAAAUAAAUAAUAUAAAUACUGAAAAUAAUAGUAAUUAUAAUAUAAGCAUUAUCCAAUCAAACAAGCCAACGCCACCAUUGCCACCACCAGCACCAUCAUCCGUAUCAUCGUCUACAUCUUUUUCAUCUUCCCAAUCAUCUUUAUCGUCCUCUUCGUCUUCUUCGGGUGCAACAAUAACAUCAAUUAGACGAACUGGUUUUCAACCUUUUAUGAAAAAAGGUUUAACCAAAAGCAUUUCAAUGCACAAAUUUAUCUCCUCCAAAGGUAAAACUGCAACUCCAACCGGUAAUCCAACUUCAUCUGCUUUCUACCCAUUGGCCUCACCAGGCGACCUUUACAAUGGUGACCUACGACCACCCAUUAUGGUUAAAGGUGAUAAAGGAUUUCGUCGAGGUUCAGUUUCAGCUGAAUCCAAGAUUCAAGAAGAGUUGAAGGAGAUGAAGGCUCGAGAAGAGGAAUUGAGACGGCAACGAGCCAGAUUAAUGGGUCUCUCGCAACCUAAUUUGGCUCUUAUUGGUAGAGAUGAUGAUGAAGAAGGUGAUGAGGAUAAUGGUACCAUUAAUGGUAAUGAUGGAGAUGACAAUGCUGGUCAAACUGUUGGUCUAAAUGGUUCAUUGUAUGAAGUUGAUGCGGGCUUGAAACGGACAACAAGUAACCCAAAUAUUUCACAUGAAUAUGAUAAAAAAGUGUGCCAACCAUUUGGAAGCAAUUCAAAGCCUCGGAAAAAUCCAUUAAUUGCUCAAUGGGAGAAGAAGAUAAUCAAGGAUAAUCCAAAUUAGGAACCAAAUUAGGAAAAUUGCAAGAUUUCUUUGUCAACCAGAGACGAUCAACGGAUUCAUUAAUGUCUAUAAAAGCUUGAAAUGUCUAUUAUUCAGCAAAAGAUUCAUUCAUUUGCUUCCCUUUUUUCGCCACUUUAUAAUAUUAUAUUCAUGCUUUUGGUCCGUCUAUGGACAUGAACGAAUUAAGGUUUUAAUAUAAAUUUAUUAAUACUUUUUGAUGGAAAGAUAAAAUAGGAAAAAAAACAAAAAAAUAUCAACAAGAUUUGGGCAGUUCAGAGUAGUGUGUAAACACUGACUUGAUUCACUAUUCAUUGUCUUGAUUUGGUCUUGUUAAAUCUCUCUCUGUUGUCUUUUUUAACCAUUCUAGCUAAUUUACCUUAUUACCUUUUUUUGUAUCCAUACACACGUUUUUUGCUUCCUUUUUGUCAAAAUUAAUUGUUAAUCCAGUUAAUUGAUGAUGAUUGUCAUUAUAGGAGAUACCACGAUUCAUUGUCAAAGCCAUAAUUGAUCAAUCAUUGAUUGUCACCAAGAAUCUUUCAAUGUUUUAUUAUAUCCACAUUGCCUUAAUGUUAGAAAAAAUUCCCUUCUUUUGAAAGGUAAAAUACCUUAAAUGAGAAAAAAGAGAGAAAGAAAGAGAGAAAAUCGCAUUUACCUUGCCUUCUUUUUUACCCAAUUCUUUGUGAUUAUAUUUUAUAUCCAAAUUUUAGAGAAAUAUCUCAAUUAAAAUAAUAAAAA
Tetranychus urticae (two-spotted spider mite) is the source of this 5037-nucleotide messenger RNA. RefSeq lists its product as uncharacterized. The record is from RefSeq and is a predicted model, not a curated record. Lineage: Eukaryota; Metazoa; Arthropoda; Arachnida; Trombidiformes; Tetranychidae.